Molecule: messenger RNA, 1347 nt
Organism: Mesorhabditis spiculigera
Lineage: Eukaryota; Metazoa; Nematoda; Chromadorea; Rhabditida; Rhabditidae
Source: the annotation of a GenBank genome assembly
AUGUCGUCGGUUUUCGAGCCAAAAGUGGCAAGAGAGGGCGCCGCGACUGUGCAAAGAUUGCUCGAUGAAAAUGGACAGCUAAUCGAGGGAAUCAAGGAGCAACAAAACCUCGGUCGUGCCGAUGAAGCCCUAAAAAGACAGCAGCUUCUUCACCGGAAUCUGAUCUACUUGGCCAAACUGGUGCCGGAGCAGAAUUUCCUGGGCGACCUUGAGGCUGAUGAAGCGCCAGCAACGAACGGUGAUGCAGCCCAUAACGGGACGCCGCCUGUAGCAGUACAAGGACCAUCCAGUCAACCACACACCCCUGCACAAAUUCAGCAGGCGAACACUCCACAGCCUCGGGCGUCUCCAAAUGCUCCUCAACCUUCACCAGGGCAAGCCGCUAUGCAAGGACAACCGCCCCAGAAUCCCUACUAUCCCGGCGGGCAACCGUCGCCAGGGCAGCGAUAUCCGCCACAUGGACAGCCGAUGCAUCCUUACCCACAAAUGAUGAUGCAGCAACAACACCCAGGAAUGCCUCAACAUCCGGGCCAGCCUAUGCCUCAUCAAAUGGGUCACCCGACCCUGACGGUACCUCAGGGGCAUCCGAUGCAAGGACAGCCCUCACCAUCUCAACAAGGGCAAAUGCCGACUCACUACUAUCCCCAGGGCCCGCCGCAGCCCGGAUACCCUGGGAUGGGCCCACCACCUCAGCACAUGAUGCAGCAUCCACAGGCGAGCGGCGCACCACCGGCCGGCUACCCACCGAUGGGCUAUGGAUAUCCUGGAGCACCCGGACACCCCAACCCUGGCUCUUCGCAACCCUCGACGUGCAAGAAGUCGGGGAAAUCGGCGCUCCCGCGCGGAACGCUGUGCUGGGACUCUGAUCUCUCCGACUUUUCCGACGUCCCGGACGCAAUUCACCACGUCUUCAACUCGUCCGAGCUGUCCAGCUAUCGCACCAGCAGCGACUUGGAUUCGUCGGACAACUCGAACGCCACGUCUUACGGGAUUCCGGCGCUUGGCGAGAUGGCCGCUGACGGCAGUUUGCCCGCGAUGCACCUCGGCCAGCGGUUCCCAGAGCUUUGUCGCGAGAUGGUCGCCAACGAGAAGCCCUUCGUUCGCAAGAUUCGUCGUGGGCGCCGAGGCAAGUCGGCCCCUCCCCGUCUUCCCCGGCGUUUGGGCUUCGGCAACUCGGGAAGCCGUCGUCAGCGCUGGGCGAAGGCUUGGAUUGAGCACCGCCGUCGCCACCCCUACGCCAAGGUCCAGAUGGUCGAGGCACCCCGCAAAAUGCCGGAUGGACUGACGGAAUCGAUCAAAGAGAAGAUGACCGCCCUGGCCACCUCGAUCCGCGACAGCCUUCACUUC